AUGCAAACCAUUCAGACGAUAGAGAUGCAGUUACCUGUCCUGCGAGAGAGUUUCCACUCCUCUCCCUUCAGAGAAAGAGUGAAAGAACGGAGGAAGAGCAGCCUGACAAAUCUCAUCAGAAGACAACAGCAACAGUUAUUACUCCAGCAACAACAAUCAGAAUUACAUCAGAAGCAACAGCUGUUCUCACCCUCACAGGGCCACACUGCACAUGCUCAAUUGGUCCGCUCUUCCAGCAGCCCGUUAUGUGACCUGGCAGAGCAAAUAGAUGAGCAAGAGAAAGUGAAAGAGAUUGGGAGGCAGGGGGAGCUGUCUCUCAGACAGUCCUCGGCUACGGCGUCACAGCCUGCAUCAUCAAAGCAGCUGCUGCCGACGGUGAAGAGAGAGAGAGAGGGAUUAGAGAGGGAGGGGGAGAAAGUGCAAGGGAGUGCGGAGAGGGAGAGAGGAGAGAAGAGAGAGCAGCACAGAGAACGAGAAAGUCAGUCCUAUCACACGCGUUCCCAGCAUGGCCUGAUUGCUAAAGGUGUUCGCCUUCUGAGGAACAUGGGAAACCAGGAGGCCAAGCAGAAGAAGCCCACUGUCACGACAGGAGUGGAAGGUGCUGGGAACGGGGCGAGCACCGAGGACCGAGACCAUGAACAUCUCAAGAAGAUUAAGAAAAGUAAAUUGUCGGGCGACUCGGGCAAGAAGAAAUCCAAAUCGGAGGGCUCCAAAGGUUCUGUAUUUUCCAACAUCCGUAUCAGAAAGGGCCUCUCCCGGAAAGGGUUGUCCAAAGAGGAUGUACUGGACGAUGGGAUUAGGAUUAAGAACAUGGAUGCUAACGGCAGCAGCAAUGGUGGAAUAUCGGGUGAUGAGCUGGAGGGUCUCACGCCUGACAGUAAGCAACUCACGGCCGAAAGCAGGCAGUCAACUCUGGACACGACAGAAGAUGAUGCUGAGAGAGAGACUGAGGGAUCAGGGUCAGAUACAGACCUCUACAGCUACCACUCAGCCGCCGAGGCUCAAGAUCUGCUGUCGGAUAUUCAGAGUACUAUCAGACAACAGCAGCAGAUGGAGGGAGUUGCUGAGGGGCAAAACUGUAGUGGACAAGUAGGGUCUGAAGGCCAGACUGAGGUCACUCAGGGUCUUACUUGUAGUAGCCUUGCUUGUAUGGGCGAACCAGAGAAGGUAGAAGGUGUAUCUGCAUCUGACAGCAAAGAACAAGAUCUUAAAUACAGUGGGGAUACAGUAGAAGGGGUGAUUACAACACUAAAGGCAGAAUCAGGUGGCGAAGUGACUGGUGUUGCAAAUAAAGCUGAACUUUUAAGCAAUUUGGCCAUUGACUAUUACAUUCAGGAUAGUAUCAGUGACACAAGUAGUGACCAGGAUACCAUAGCUGUUACCAAAUCAACCAGUAACUACAGUUUUCAGGAUACUACAACAACAUCCACCUCCUAUGAGAGUGCCGAGGAGAUCCUGGAGAGUUCAUCUCUAUCGUCUACUCUUGAAGAGUUUCAUUAUGGUAGCAACAGUCUGACUCAAAGCUUAGAAGUUGGUCUCAAUUCAAGAAAUCAGACCAGCUCAACGUCCAAAAUCAGCCGGGUCAUUUUCGUCCCACAGAAGAGCAUUAGUAGUGUAGAGCUGAACGUAGAGGGUGAUGGUCAUGUAGAGGAGGUAGAUCGAGAGUAUUCCCACCAACAGAGAAGGAAAAGCAGUGCGGCGUCCAUCACACAGUGGUCAUCUGAGAACUUUUUAGGCUUGGGGUCACGACCACGUAGAACUUCCAGUGCUAACCUCGGGGUUAAACCUUAUCCUACAGUACACACUUCUUAUGUUAAAACAACCACCAGACAGCUCACAUCACCUAUAAUAUCUCCACUGACCACUCCGUCCCUAAGCCCAAUGUGUCCUCGCAGGGUCGGCUUAGAGUUGGGCUCAGGUCAAGGGUCAUACAGAGCAGGAAGCUGGAGAGCACGGAGACAACGUUCCUGUAGCAUCGCAGGUCCGGUGGGUUGUCAUGAAGAAUGGUGUGAAGCCAUACAUGAUCAAUCAGAGCUUAUUGAUCAUGGCUUCCAAACCCUCAGAUCCAGGCAAACACCCUCCGCCUUUCCAGAUGUGUUUUCAGGUCGCUCUCUGUUCGAGAAGUGUCUUGUACAGUGGGGUUGUUCUGAAGAUGACAGUGCUGUACAAGAUGUUGAGAGAUUCUGUUCCCAUAUUUUGGCUUUGGGGAUUCUACAGCCUUUCAGUGACUGCAUCAGGGAACCACCCACAGGAAGUGAUGUUACAGAUAAGCCCAUUUUUAAUAAGGAGCAGCUGUAUACCUGGGCUCCAAUGGGACAGAAUGAGAUCAGAACACCUGGGCGGUUCCAAACUAUGUGGCCUCCGAGUCCGUGCCCCACUGUUGCACAGGGGCAAGUAUGUGAACAAGAUGGAUCCACAGGGCAAUCUGGAAUCAUUCCGGAAGGAACUUCCGUUUCCAUUCAGGAGCUAGAGCGAACAAUUGAAGAAUUACUUGUGAAAAUAUCAGAUAUGGAAAAAGACAAUUAUGUUUUGGAUGCCACAAAGCUUGGAACGAGGGAUCGAGAAGUGGGUGGUUUCAAUCAAACCAUUAAACAGACUAAAGUAAAUGAACAAAGAGUUCUGCACCACGUGAAAGCCAUUCAGACCUCGCCUGUCGAGGAAGCCUUUAAAUUUCCAGUGCCUUUAUCAGACCAAUCGCAUACUCCCAAAUUAAGUGACACCGCCACUUCACCAGUGGGAUUGCCCAAUACCUGUAGCUGCCAAAGAACACAGGAAAUCCCUCCCCCUGCACCACCAGCACCACUUCCUAUUGUUUCAGGUUUACCGACACCUUCAAAACAAGAUGCAUCAAUACCUCCACCUCCUCCACCUCCACUCCCAGGUAUGACUCCGCUCCAUCUGUCUUUCCCAGGUACGCCUCCACCCCCUCCACCUCCACUUCCAGGUAUGGCUACGCUCCAUCCGGCACUCUCAGGUACAGCUUGUUCCCCUCCACAACCUCUACUCCCAUGUAUGGCUCUGCCCCCUCCACCGCCCCCGCUCCCAGGUAUUGUUCCACCGCUUGCACCUGUGGGCAUGGCUCCUCCUCCUCCUCCUCCUCCACUACCAGGCAUGGCUCCACCCCCUCCACCUCCACUCCCAGGUAUGGCCCCACUCCCUCCUCCUCCACCUCAUGGCUGUGGACUUCCACCUCCUCCUCCUCCACCUCCUGGGUGUGGACUCCCACCACCCCCUCCUCCACCUGGUUUUGGACCACCACCACCAUUCGGUCCCCCUCCACCCUUCAUGGGGUUGGUGCCGUCUAGCAUGACUCAGGAGUCUGUCCCCCUGAAGGCUGUCAUCGAGCCUCCACGGCCCAUGAAACCACUCUACUGGACACGGAUUCAGCUACAUGCCAAAAAGGAUGCCAAAAGUGCCCUGGUGUGGGAAAAGGUUCAAGAGCCAUCAGUAGACUUUGACGAAUUUGUGGAGCUGUUUGCCAAAAGCGCAGUCAAGGAAAAGAAGAAACCUAUCUCAGAUACCAUAACAAAAUCAAAGGCCAAACAGGUUGUCAAGCUGCUGAGUAACAAACGUUCUCAGGCGGUGGGGAUUCUGAUGUCCAGUCUUCAUUUAGAUAUGAAAGAUAUUCAGAAUGCCAUCUUGAACAUGGACUGCACCGUGGUGGAUCUGGAGACGCUCCAGGCGCUGUAUGAAAACAGAGCUCAGAAAGAAGAGAUGGAUCAGAUUGAGAAACAUAUCAAGUCUUCAAAAGAUAAAGAAAAUGCAAAACCACUGGACAAGCCUGAACAGUUUCUGCUGCAGUUGUCAGUGGUUCCUCAGUUCUCGGAGCGGGUUUUCUGUAUUCUCUUCCAGUCCACCUUCACAGAAUGUGUUACAUCAGUUCAGCGCAAGCUUGAAACACUGCUGAGAGUCUGUACGGCUCUACAAUCAAGUCAAGCCGUCCUGCAGGUUCUAGGUUUGGUUCUAGCAUUUGGGAACAUUAUGAACGGGGGCAACCGGAGCAGAGGACAGGCAGAUGGAUUUAACCUAGACAUCCUACCCAAGUUAAAAGAUGUCAAGAGCAGUGCUAAUUCUCAGAGCCUCCUGUCCUACAUAGUUGCUUACUAUCUGCGACACUUUGAUGAGGAUGCAGGUAAAGAAACAUCCCUGUACCCACUUCCAGAGCCUCAGGAUCUGUUUCAGGCUUCGCAGAUGAAGUUUGAGGAUUUUCAACGUGACCUACGCAAGCUACGGAAAGAUCUGAAGGCCUGUUCAGCAGAAACAGAAAAGGUGUGUAAUGUCUCGUCUGAGGAGCACCUGCAGCCCUUUAAGGACAAAAUGGAAGAAUUUCUCACUAGAGCCAAAGCAGAGCUGGAGCUCCAGGAAAAACAGCUCGCUGACGCGCAGAGGAUUUUUCUGGAGCUGAGCGUGUUUUUCUCAGUCAAGCCUAAGGCGGGAGAGAAGGAGGUUUCUCCAAACACAUUCUUCACAGUGUGGCACGAGUUUUCGUCAGAUUUUAAGGAGCUUUGGAAGAGAGAGAAUAAAUGCCUAUUGCAGGAGCGGUUGAAAGCUGCAGAAGAGACUUUCAAACAAGCACGAGAGAAGGCUACCUACAACGUCAAACCUAAACAUGCAUCAGGGAUAAAAGCCAAGCUGGGACAGAAGAUGUGAAUUUCUGCUGUGCUGAAUUCAACAAAACUCCUUGUUUGCCCGGUUCUUUCUUUAUUUUUCUACUUCACAAGUUACUUCAAUAUAAGAAUAAUAGCCAUGAGAAGAUUUGCAUUAUUUUAGUACAUGAACGUGGUCAGAAUUUUGUAAUUUCUGUGGUUUCAUAUGAAGACAAUCAAAGCUUAAAGUGCCCAUAUUAUGAUCAUUUACAAGUUAAUUUUUUAUUUUUGCAGUCUACUAGAACACAUUUUGGUUAAAAAAAACAACAUUAUUCUCAUUUCUCAUACAUUGCUGUAGCACCACUAUUUUCACUCUCUGCCUAAAACACUCUCUCUUUUACUUCCUGUCUCUUUAAAGCCUACUAUUCCAAAAAGCCCAGUCUGAUUUUGGUCUGCUGGUCAACCGCUUGUAGCAUGUCAGAAGUGUAACUUUACAGUUUUCAGCUCCAACUGUGGCGUCUUUGUUGGAAGUCCAUGCUAAUUGUUCUUUGAGGGUGGGCCAAAGCAAGCCAGUCUGUGAGCAUUAUGUAAAUGUAUAUCAUGGUGACAUACUGUAGAAGCUAAGUCAUGAAAUAAUGGCAGGACAACAAACGAGGCGUUUCAGGCAAGUGUUUUCUGUUAAGAGAGAUUAACUCCCUUUGGCAUGGACUUUGUGCUUUGUAAUUUUGCAGAUCGUUUACAUGCACAAACAGCUAUAUUACACAGUAAAGGAAAUGUAAAAUAAAAAAAGGAUAAUGCCAUAGGUUCACUUUAAAGCCAUACAUUGAAACAGUCUAGCCACUAUUUUACAACAGCACGUUGAAUAUUUAGUAUAGUGUGAAUAGUAUACACAAAACCUUUAUUUUCAUAUCUUCUGUCAAGAAAGUACCAAAAGAUCUAUUGUAACCUGUGUAUGUAAUUAUCAUAAAAUAGCACUCUUAUUUGUAGGUGAAAGCCACAAUAUGUAAUGAACUGGCAGAUAAAUAGUGGAUUUCAUACAGGUUGACUAAUUAAACAAUCUGCUUCUAAAUAAUGUUUGUUUAUGCUGAACUGGCAGUGACAGUUAAGAAAAUGGAAUAAACUGAAUACAUAAAGAAAUGGCAAUAUCGAAUAUAAUAUCUGACUAUGUGACCUGUGUAAAGUCAUGAAACUUCAGCUGUCUUAUUCUUUAAAUGGAAAUUUGAUAAUAUUCUGCGUCCAUAGUUUCCUCUACACGUGUUUAUAUACUUCAGUCUAUGAAAUUGACACAGAAUUGAGUGAUAUGUUGUGAGUUUCUCUGUUCCAACUGAACUGUGAGGUGUUUAAUGAACGGUUGUUGAGAAACAUAUGCAAAUAUUAUGAUUUAUGACUUAUACUAUUCUUUAUUUUGUGUGUACAGCUGUUGUCAGUAGUUCAAUAACCUUUAAUUUACCUAAAUGUAUUUUCAAUUAAAGAAGCUGACAGCUUUAUAGCUCAUGCGUGAUCAUUGCUGUGCUAUUCUGAAAUGAAGAAUUGAAGCAGCUGCCGUAUGAAUAAUUUCCAUGUCCUUUUGGAGAAACUGGAGAAACGUACAAAAUUGCAUAGAAAAAAAACAAAAAAAACAAAAGUCGUAUUGUAACGUGAAAUAAUAGAUUUAUUUUUAGAAGACAUGUUUAUUAUAUAUUUUACAUAUAUUCAUAGAUUUUCUAUGGUUGCUUUGUCAUAUAAUUUCCUUUAUCUACACAUUAUUUGCUAUUUUGUUAAAGCUGCAGUCCGUAACCUUUUUGGGUUAAAAAUGAUCCGAAAUCAAUAUUUGAGCUAGUACAUAACCAGCCAGUGUUCAAAACUAUCGCCUUACUUUAGCCCGAUUCACAACGGUUAGCUUAUAAUAAUGUUUUCUAAUUUGAGUGGUACGGGUAGGCCUUCGCGGGAAAUUCGAGCAUGGCACUGCGUCAUUACGUCACAUCUGUAAACAUAAAGAAGUUGUCCCGGCUACUAGGCUAUCGCAUGUGAGGAUCCUGCUGGUGGCGGAUCAUUUAGCCUUUUCUCACAGCAGCUGGAAUAAUUAAAUGUAUCAUUUUGAUGGCGGAUUGUAAUCCAGAAAGGAUUAUGUGUUUAUAAAACACAUGUGAAUGAAAUUAAAUUAUAUUCCAGUUUAAAAUGUGCAUUUGAUUACAGAUUAGCCUGGGAUUACACAAGAUUUGUAUUUUAAAGAAAACCAGUUGGAAGGGAGAAUAAUUUGCUUUUUGGGUUAAAAGAAUUUAGAAUGGCAUGACAAUUAGAUAUUAGACUGUACAGAAAUUGAAAUCUAUACGUUAAUACACUCGUUGUUAACAUUAAUAAUUUGAGAAUAAAGUAUAACAAUAAAAAUAAUUUGCAUGGUUUUAUGUGAUAUGAGCUAACCGAUCUUUAGAUUUAAUUACCAUUGAUAGCGCGAUUUAUGGCAAUGCUUUUUUCCUCAGUUGGUCAGAACAAAUGUGGCAGACUUGUUACUUACUUGUUUAGAUGGCAAUAUACGGUGAAAAUUCUUAUUUGGGUCAUAUAUUCCAAGACAUAGGCUAGAAUCUGUGACAUAGUAAGUAUAGUAAAUAUUCACGGUGACUGACUGCCACACAUACUCUUCAGAACAUUAUUCAUCCGCGCUGGAGCCGUGCCAACUCACAACCCAUACAAGCAAGAUAAUUCUGCACUUGGCUGCAAUUCCAGGUUUUCAAACAGAGAUUUGAGGCAAAGAGGCAAAACUUACGGACUGCAGCUUUAAAUAUUGUCAUUAAUGCAAACGUGUCUGUUAGACUUUAAGGUAAAGAUUUAAACCAUUAUGUAUCUCAGUUUAUGUUGUGCACAUGACUCAUCAUAACAACGGUAAGGCUCAAACUCUUUACGGGCUUGAUCAAAGUCAGCCCAGACUUUGAUGAACUGAAACCAACGGCAUCAUUUCCAUCGGAUACAGCAAAGAUAAUGGCAGCACCAAGUCAAAAUAUAGUUUAUCCCCAACUGACAGCCUGUCCUUAGUCAA
Messenger RNA from Onychostoma macrolepis, 7599 nucleotides. RefSeq names its product formin 2a (gene fmn2a). NCBI's taxonomy places the organism in Eukaryota, Metazoa, Chordata, Actinopteri, Cypriniformes, Cyprinidae. Gene Ontology annotation, cellular component: cytoplasm; actin filament; nucleus. The transcript is spliced from 17 exons. Bases 1 to 4650 code for a protein of 1549 amino acids. The record is from RefSeq and is a predicted model, not a curated record. Gene Ontology annotation, biological process: intracellular transport; actin nucleation. Gene Ontology annotation, molecular function: microtubule binding.